UUUAAAAAACAACAACAAACCCACAGAGUGAACUGGUCAAGCUGGUAGACUUUUGAUAACUUUGAUCAGUUAUUUUCCAGUUUACUUAUUACUCAAUGAAAUUGAUCAGCAAAUGUUUGAGAAUGUUUGAGAUUUUCUAAAUGCCAAGCUGUUAUUUAGGCUCUGUAACACUGGUCAUGGUAAUUCAGAAACUGUUUCCUUUCUACCAGCAUUUACCAGUUGCUCAUGAUGGUCUACCGGUUUGGGGUUUUGCUAGCUGCUCAGACGAAUGACAUUUUAUUCCUCUUUUCUUUCUUUUUUAAAAUUUUUUCUUCUUCUUUUUUUUUUUUUUUUUAAUUUUUUUUUUUAAAUUUUUUUUUUUUAGAUUUAGAGUUUGGAUGUAGCCAUUCAUUGAUACAUUAAUUGCUGUCUGUACUGGAGGCAGUAAAAGUCGAGGUAGAUGAGCUUCAUGCACAGAGGACUGGGAGGAUUUCUUCAAUAAGGCGGGGUCUGUGGUGUCCCGCGUGCGCGCGCUGUUGAAGAGAGGAGAUGCCGCUGAACACUUCACCUCCACCACGUUCACUUCACUAUACUCCUACACCUUCACACGCACAUCGCUCUCCUGUGGACACAGCCUUCCUGCUUCGCUAAUCCUCGAUCAAACCAUUUUCUUUAUUAUUAUUAUUAUUAUUAUUAUUAUUAUUAUGCUUGUAAGAAAUGUUUUUGCUGUAUUUAUUUUUUAAGAAAUAAACGAUGCCCUGACCCAGAAUAGCUGCUGAUGUAGAAAUUAUGGCACGUCAGCAGUCGCUGUUAGUCUGUUUUCCGUAUUCCAGUCGAUGAAAAAGGAAACUGUGGGUUUUUACCCCUUCGAGAUUUGGACAGACCAGAACCCAAGACAACAUGGAGACAUUCACUAUACAUGACAUGCUCAUUAACAGCACGGAUAUUUAUAAAAUAUUGUGUGAAUUCGCCUUCAGGAACAUAUCCGAGUGCGAGAACGCCAGCGACCCGGGAACACACGCGCUAACGCCGGAGCCUAAAGAUAUAAACCAGACGGUGCGGAUCAUUCUCUACUGUGUGAUCUUCCUGCUGAGUGUUCUGGGGAAUAGCCUGAUCAUCGCAGUCCUGGUGAGGAAUCGGCGCAUGCGAACCGUCACCAAUCUCUUCCUGCUCUCUCUGGCAGUCAGUGACCUGAUGCUGUGUAUGUUCUGCAUGCCCUUCACCCUCAUUCCCAACCUGAUGAAGAACUUUGUCUUCGGCAGCGGCAUCUGUAAAGUGGCCACCUACUUCAUGGGUAUCUCAGUAAGCGUGUCCACCUUCAACCUGGUGGCCAUCUCUCUGGAGCGCUACAGUGCCAUCUGCAAUCCACUAACGUCACGCACAUGGCAGACCAAAUCUCACGCCGCCAAGGUGAUCAGUGCCACAUGGCUGCUUUCCUUCCUGCUCAUGGUGCCGUACCCAAUCUCCAGCACGCUCGUGCCCUACCGCCGCACCAACAACAGCACGGGCAACAUGUGCCGCCACAUCUGGCCCAGCGACAUCAUCCAGCAGUCAUGGUAUGUGUUCCUGUUAUUGAUCCUCAUCCUGGUGCCAGGAAUUGUGAUGAUGACAGCAUAUGGGCUAAUCUCUGUCGAGCUGUACAGAGGAAUCAAGUUUGAAAUGGCUAACAGAAAGGCAAGCCAAGAGAGACAGAGCAGCACAGGAAGCCUGAAGCCCAGCGAGUGUGACGGCUGCUAUCUUCAACCCUCCAAGAAGAAGCGCUCAGAUGCAUCCACCAAUCAGCAAUCGACACUACUUGCUUCCAGCAGCAAACCCAAGCUGAACCGUGUGUACAGCAACAGCCCUACAGCCAACCUGAUGGCAAAGAAGCGCGUGAUCCGCAUGCUGUUGGUCAUCGUGGUGCUCUUCUUCCUCUGCUGGACACCCGUGUUUGCGGCAAACGCCUGGCGGGCAUUUGACAAGCGCUCGGCUGACCGCCUGCUCUCUGGAGCCCCCAUCUCCUUCAUCCACCUGCUCUCGUACACCUCAGCAUGCGUCAACCCCAUCAUCUACUGCUUCAUGAAUAAGCGCUUUCGUCAAGGCAUGCUAGCCACCUUCUCCUGCUGCACAGGGCACGUGGAUAGAGAGGGCCGGGGCAGUGGGCGCCUCAGCGCCGGUGGAGGAGGAGGAGGCGGUGCACUUGGAACUCUGGGAUGCGCUGGAGCAGGAGGGAAGGAGAACACGCAGUCCAGCGGGACGCUCACCAGGUUGACGUACAGCAGCGUCCGCGGGUCAGCACAAGCAUAGCAGAGUGAAAAGAAGUAGGUUUGUGCUUGUGGGUUCACUCGGAGAACUUUCGGACUGCUGGAUUCCUUUCAUGAUCAUCUGUGAUGUUUCCUUCAAAGAUUUGCAAAAUUGGUACGUGAGGAAAAACAGUUGCCUACUUAUUUAUAAUGUUUCUGAAGAGGAGCCUCUUUCUUUGUAUUACUCUCAAUCCAGGCAGCUCGUUUUCUAACUCUGGACUUUUCCUAGGAGUAUUAGCUGAAAACGAAACCGCUCACUGAUAUACGAGACAUUAAGUCUGCAUGCACUGGUGGGUGAGAAUAUUCAGAGACUCGUGUUAAAAGUGUUUAAAUUCGAAAUUCAUGUCACUGGUGAGUAAACAGACACAUCAAAUGGAGCAUGACUGUGCAUGGCUUGAGAGUCGCUUUAGUCUGCAUUAGGCCACUGACUCGUGUACGAGCCUUUAAUGAAACACAGGAGUUCCUGGUCCAUCUACAAUCAUACAGACGGGGAGAGAGAGAGAGAGAGAGAGAGAGAGAGAGAGAGAGAGAGAGAGAAUGAAAGAGAGCAAGAGAGAUGGGGAGAGAGGGAGAGAGUGUGUGAGAGAGAGAGAGAGAGGGAGAUGGGGAGAGAGGGAGAGUGUGUUUAUCUGUUCAUCAGUACAGUUUUAUGCUCUGUGUAGUAGGAUGCAGUAUUGCACCUUAUUGUGUUAUGUUAUGUGGAGAAAGUUAUAAUACUUUCCUCAGCUCCAGUGGAUGAAUAAACUAGAUAAGUCUGAUAAAGUAACUCCAUGCCAUACUCAGAGAGAGAGAAAAAAACAAUACAGAUGAUUUCAUCCGUG
Molecule: messenger RNA, 3082 nt
Organism: Ictalurus punctatus (channel catfish)
Lineage: Eukaryota; Metazoa; Chordata; Actinopteri; Siluriformes; Ictaluridae
Gene: cckar
Product: cholecystokinin A receptor
Exons: 5
Coding region: 880-2265 (461 amino acids)
Biological process (GO): neuropeptide signaling pathway
Cellular component (GO): membrane
Molecular function (GO): neuropeptide receptor activity; gastrin receptor activity
Source: RefSeq, a predicted model, not a curated record